AUGCCGGUGACCUUCGAGGAGGUGGCUGUGUAUUUCACCCAGGGGCAGGGGGCUCUGCUGGACCCCGCUCAGAGAGCCCUCUACAGGGAUGUCAUGCAGGAGAACUACGAGACGGUGACCUCGCUGGGUGCUGAGCGAGGGAGUGAGAAUGAGGAGGGGAAUCAUCAUGAGGAAGUUCCCGGGGAAGUGGAACCACAGGGGACCUUUAAAAGUUUCAUACAGAGGUCACACCUUGUUAAACAUCAGGCAAUCCACACAGAAGAAAGACCCCAUAAGUGCUUGGACUGUGGGAAAAGUUUCAUAAGAAAGUCAAACCUUGUUAAACAUCAGGCAUUACACACAGGAGAAAGACCACACAAGUGCUUGGACUGUGGGAAAAGUUUCAUACAGAGGUCAAACCUAGUUCGUCAUCAGGCAAUCCACACAGGAGAGAGACCCCACAAGUGCUUGGACUGUGGGAAAAGUUUCAUGAGAAGGUCACACCUUGUUAAACAUCAGGCAAUGCACACAGGAGAGAGACCCCACAAGUGCUUGAACUGUGGGAAAAGUUUCAUAAGAAGGUCAGAUCUUGUUAAACAUCACGCAUUACACAGAGGAGAAAGACCACACAAGUGCUUGGACUGUGGGAAAUGUUUCAUACAGAGGUCACACCUAGUUCGUCAUCAGGCAAUCCACACAGGAGAGAGACCCCACAAGUGCUUGGACUGUGGGAAAAGUUUCAUAAGAAGGUCAGACCUUGUUAAACAUCAGGCAUUACACACAGGAGAAAGACCACACAAGUGCUUGGACUGUGGGAAAUGUUUCAUACAGAGGUCACACCUAGUUCGUCAUCAGGCAAUCCACAAAGGAGAGAGACCCCACAAGUGCUUGGACUGUGCGAAAAGUUUCAUACAGAGGUCACAACUAGUUCGCCAUCAGGCAUUACACACAGGAGAGAGACCCCACAGCGCCAUCUGUCUGCGGGAAAUGGAGUCCGAACUGAUGAGGAGUAUGCUGACUUAUCUCGUCAGCACAUCACGUUUGGCUGUCGAACUAUUCCUUAAGAUCCAAAGUGACAGUGAGAGUGAGGAGUCUGACGAUGCUAUCAAGCCGCGGAGCCUUGACAGCAGCAAGGAACGGUUCAACUACAGGCUGAGCCGGUGCCAAAUGACUAUGGAGUGUGCCUUUGGCCGUUUAAAGGCCCGCUGA
Emys orbicularis (European pond turtle) is the source of this 1188-nucleotide messenger RNA. Its product is annotated as zinc finger protein 436-like. NCBI's taxonomy places the organism in Eukaryota, Metazoa, Chordata, Testudines, Emydidae. The coding region runs from base 1 to 1188 and encodes 395 amino acids. The record is from RefSeq and is a predicted model, not a curated record. Gene Ontology annotation, biological process: regulation of DNA-templated transcription. The transcript has 5 exons.